CAUUUAAUGUUACAGGAACUGUAAUUCCCCGUAUUGCAAGAGAGAGAGAGGGAGAUGGAAAGGCAAAGGAUGAUUACAUUUCGUUACCAACCGGCUUUCUACACAAUAAUCAGAAGAGUGGGGAGGCUUCAAAUGCAAGAGACAACAACCCAACAACCGCUUGGUUGGCAUAGCAACAUCAACUCUUCUUCUUCUUCUUCUUCUUGUUCCUUGCAAAGCCCUCCAGUUUCAUUAUCACUCGCUCUUCUUCUUCUUCUUCUUCUUCUUCUUCAAUUCGACGGCAAAUGGCGGGAUCGAAUCUUAAGAUGUUGCCUCUAAGGUUCCUCUGUAUCUGUACAACGCUGAUUCUCUUCUUAAAUAUCGAGGUUCACUCUGUUGUCGCUGAUGAUGUUAGCGGGAUCCUCUGUAAUGAGGAUUUAACAAGUUUUCUUCCUGCUCUUUACAGCGACUCCUCCCGCUUCACUUGUAGAUCUUUGUGGAAUGGCUAUAUCCUCAGAUUCUUUCAGAGUGAAGAUCAUGUCCUGACCGUUGUAUUAUCUACUGAAUACAUGAUUGGUUGGGUUGGAAUGGGUUUUUCAAAGAAUGGACUCAUGGUUAAUUCCAGUGCCAUGGUGGGUUGGGUUAAUAACGAAGGCCGAGCAAGAAUCAAACAGUACUACCUACGAGGAUCUAAGCCAUCACAAGUCAAACCAGAUGAGGGCAACUUGAAUGUUACUAGCAGUCCAAUUGUUGCUGUUCAUGGGGCCACCAUUUACUUGGCAUUUCAACUGAAAUUUGCUGCACGACUUCACACUGAAAAUAUUUUAUUAGCAUUCGGAAGUAAAACUCCUCUCCAUGCCCACUUAUCGAAGCAUGAAGCUAGGACAAGCAUUAUAUUUGAUUUCAGUACAGGUACUGCAUCUGCUGCUAACAACUUUGAUGGUUUGAAGAGGAACCAUGGAAUACUGGGUUUGAUUGGAUGGGGUAUGCUCCUUCCAACUGGGGCAAUUAUUGCAAGAUACUAUAAGCACCGGGAUCCUCUAUGGUAUUAUCUCCAUAUCUCCAUUCAGUUUGUAGGGUUUAUCUUUGGGCUUGCUGCUGUGGUUGCCGGGAAGGUACUCUAUGGUAAACUGCAUGCCAAUGUAAAGGCACACAGAGGCAUCGGAAUAUUUGUCCUCGUACUUAGUAUUCUUCAGAUAUUGGCUUUUUUUAUACGGCCUGACAAGGAUUCCAAGUUUCGCAAGUUCUGGAAUUGGUACCAUCAGUGGUUUGGGAGAUUUGCUUUGUUCUUUGGAGUUUUGAAUAUUGCCCUUGGAAUUCAAAAUGGAGGCGCAGGGAGUUUUUGGGUAGCAGGCUACUGGGUUCUUGUUGCAGUUCUUCUGAUCACUGUUAUUAUUUUAGAAGUAUUAUUGCGGAUAGGAAUGUCUCGAAAGACAGUUGGUCCUCCAGCCUUCCAGAUGAAUCCAUCAGAAUAGCUUGCAGCGGAACGACGAAGCUCAAAAAUGUGUUAGUGUUUCAGUAGAUUGGGGAAAGUGAAAUACUACCUUGAAAAGGAGAGAUACGCUUGCGGAAAGGUAAACCGAAGCUUGAAUUGAUCUACCUCUACUGAAUGAAAGACUACGAAGGAUGAUCUCACCUAAGAAGUCGGAUGCUUUUCCCACCUUUUUGUAGACUCUUCAAGGUUGAAGAAAGAAACCCCCGUAGGGUUCACGGAAGCUGGAUGAAUGUGAGGCAAGGGCAAAGGACGAAGGACGAAUCUCUGGUAAUGGACAGCUCCGUAGUGUUCACGGGAGCUGCGUAAGUGAUCAUGAGGGUUGUGUGCAGUCGAUUCUUGGAGGUAGCAGUCGAAUCUUGGAGGUAGCAGUCGGGUUGAGCAGAGGAGGACUCUCUCCUUUCGUGGUGUUUCAACAGGGACGAAGGAAAAAGAGAGUGUGAACAGGGCGUCUUUUUUUUAUCGGGCAGGGGUCUUUGUACGUUGGAAAUUUUGUUUCGUGGAACGACGGAACAGGUGAAACAUGUUUCGUUGGUCAUGUUUGUCGUGUUCUUGUACCAUAAAUUGAUAUAAAUUUCAAUUUAUGCUUCUGAUAAUAGAAAAAAUUGAACAUAUUUAUCAAAUGGUAUUUAUUCUGUUUC
This is a messenger RNA of Macadamia integrifolia, 2112 nucleotides long. RefSeq names its product cytochrome b561 and DOMON domain-containing protein At3g61750. Lineage: Eukaryota; Viridiplantae; Streptophyta; Magnoliopsida; Proteales; Proteaceae. The transcript is spliced from 5 exons. The coding region runs from base 285 to 1454 and encodes 389 amino acids. The record is from RefSeq and is a predicted model, not a curated record.